Messenger RNA from Geosmithia morbida, 1650 nucleotides. RefSeq names its product anion exchange family protein. Gene Ontology annotation, molecular function: solute:inorganic anion antiporter activity; borate efflux transmembrane transporter activity. Gene Ontology annotation, cellular component: fungal-type vacuole; plasma membrane. Gene Ontology annotation, biological process: borate transport; monoatomic anion transport; transmembrane transport. The record is from RefSeq and is a predicted model, not a curated record. Bases 1 to 1650 code for a protein of 549 amino acids. The transcript is spliced from 5 exons. Lineage: Eukaryota; Fungi; Ascomycota; Sordariomycetes; Hypocreales; Bionectriaceae.
AUGGGAUCACGGGGAAAAGAGAAAUGGUGGGUGAUUCAUCCCUUUCGUGGUAUGGUCAACGAUAUUAGGAGGAGAGCACCGUUUUAUAUCAGCGAUUGGCGUGAUGCUUGGGAUUACCGAGUCAUCCCGGCCACGAUAUACAUGUAUUUUGCCAACAUCCUACCUGCUCUCGCCUUCUCCCUAGACAUGUUCUCCCGGAUCGAGAAUCAAUACGGCGUCAACGAGGUCCUGCUCGCAUCCGUCCUCGGCUCCGUCGUCUUCUCCCUUCUCGCCGCCCAGCCUCUCGUCAUCGUCGGCGUCACGGGUCCCAUCACGGUCUUUAACUAUACCGUAUACGACAUCAUAGCUCCCGCUGGGAUCGAUUAUAUCCGCUUCAUGGCUUGGAUAGGGAUAUGGUCCCUCGUCCUCCACUGGAUCCUGGCCGUGACCAACUCGUGCAACUGGCUCCGCUGGGUGACCCGCUUCCCGUGCGACAUCUUUGGCUGCUACGUCGCCCUGAUCUACCUGCAGAAGGGCGUCCAGGUGCUCGCCCGCCUGGGUGACGGCGAGUCCUUCUACCUGUCCACCAUGGUGAGCCUGCUCGUCCUCAUCUUCGGCUACGUCGCCGGCGUCGUCGGCGUCAGCUCCCUCUUCCGCCACUGGAUCCGCGUCUUCGUCAAGGAUUACGGCACCCCGCUCACCAUCGUCUUCUUCACCGGAUUCGUCCACAUCGGACGCAUGGCCGACGUCGACGUCGACGCCCUGCCAACCAGCGUCGCCUUCAUGCCCACCAGCCCUGAUCGCUCCUGGCUAGUCGACUUCUGGAAUCUGCCCGUCCGUGACGUCUUCAUGGCUCUGCCCUUUGCUAUACUCUUGACUAUACUCUUUUGGUUUGAUCACAAUGUCUCGUCCCUCAUCGCCCAGGGCAGCGAAUUCCCACUCCGCAAACCCGCCGGAUUCCACUGGGACCUAUUCCUCCUCGGCACGACCACCUUCGUGGCGGGGAUACUGGGCCUCCCCUUCCCCAACGGUCUGAUCCCCCAGGCUCCCUUCCACACCUCCAGCCUCUGCGUGACCCGUCCGGUCAAGGUCGUCGACGGCAACGGUCGCGAGACCGGCGCCUACCGCUCCGAGACGACCCACGUCGUCGAGCAGCGACUGUCCAACCUGGCCCAGGGCCUCCUCACCCUCGGCACCAUGACCGGCCCCCUCCUCUCGGUCCUGCACCUCAUCCCCCACGCCGUCCUGGCCGGCCUCUUCUUCGUCAUGGGCAUCCAGGCCCUCGAGGGCAACGGCGUGACCGCAAAGGUCGCCUUCCUCGUCCGGGACGCCCACCUCACCCCCGACUCCGAGCCCCUCCGCGCCGUGCGCCGCAGGUCCGCCGUCUGGCUCUUCGUCGCCAUCCAGCUGUUCGGCAUCGCCGCCACAUUCGCCAUCACCCAGACCAUCGCCGCCGUCGGCUUCCCCGUCUUCAUCAUCGCCCUCAUACCUAUCCGCGCCGUCGUCCUGCCGCGAUUCCUCCGUCAGGACGAGCUCGCCAUCCUGGACGGCCCUACCGCCUCGCCCUUCACCAUGGACGGUAUAGGUGGUGUCUGGGGGGCCGGUCCCGAGCAUCGCAGUACCGAACCCCCCGAUCCUGCGUCGCGCCAGGAUAAGCAGCAUACGCAGUAG